Molecule: messenger RNA, 1037 nt
Organism: Gamsiella multidivaricata
Lineage: Eukaryota; Fungi; Mortierellomycota; Mortierellomycetes; Mortierellales; Mortierellaceae
Product: RNase P subunit p30-domain-containing protein
Exons: 7
Coding region: 128-973 (281 amino acids)
Biological process (GO): tRNA processing
Cellular component (GO): nucleolar ribonuclease P complex
Molecular function (GO): RNA binding
Source: RefSeq, a predicted model, not a curated record
CUUCAAUCCUGAUCGCCGACACGCCCAAACAGCAUCCAGGAAUCCGUCUACAGUCGAGGGGAAAGCACAAAGGACAAGGGAGAGGCUCUCAUCAACAACAAUAGCACAUUCACAUCUAUACCACACCAUGUUUUACGAUCUCAACCUGCCAGUCUCUGCCACCACGGGAUCAGCCCAAGCGGCUCAAGAGCAACUCGAGACCAGGAAACGGGUCGAACUGCUUAUCCACUUAGGAUAUCAAGCUAUCGCCUACAACUAUGAGAUCACUGGAAAGAUGCCAAACAACCAUGUCAACCCCGUCACGAAACUCAACCUUCCAGGAGUUAACCUGAAGCAGUACUCUAGAUUAACAUUGGUCGUGGAUGAUAUCAGCCAGAACUAUGGACUAAACACAGGCAAUCCAGGGGUCUCUACAUAUGAUAUCAUUGCUGUCCAACCCACGAACGAAAAGCUGUUUCAGGCUGCAUGUGGAACAUUCGAGGUCGACAUCAUCUCGCUAGAUAUGUCCGCAAGGCUACCAUUCUAUCUCAAGCAUUCAACCGUUGGACUGGCAGUAGAACGGGGCAUCUACUUCGAGCUUUGCUAUAGUGCUGCCAUUCGAGACACGAAUGCGAGGAGGAAUCUAAUCAGCAACGCACAGAGUUUGAUCCGUGUAACGAGGGGGAAGAACAUAAUUCUGAGCUCACAGGCCAUGAAGGCCAUGGAGCUGCGGGGGCCCUACGACAUUGUGAAUUUUGGGACACUACUUGGCCUUAAUCAAGCGGUUGCAAAGGACUGCUUGAGUUCACACUGUCGCGCGGUUGUGAUGCAUGCAGAAACACGCCGAAACACGACACGCGCUGUCAUUUCUGUCGAUCCGGUAUCGUCCCUGACAGAGACUGAACAGUGGAAAUUGGGGAAUAAUAAGCGCAAGCAAUUGGACUCUAAAGAGGCUAGGCAAAAGAAGAAGAAAGCAAAGGAGCCGUCUUCUUGAGAGCGAAAAAUAAACUUUUCCUUGCGGAAAAUAAGCAUUUUUGGCUCUGAUGGAAACAUCCCUG